Molecule: messenger RNA, 1707 nt
Organism: Cuscuta europaea
Lineage: Eukaryota; Viridiplantae; Streptophyta; Magnoliopsida; Solanales; Convolvulaceae
Source: the annotation of a GenBank genome assembly
CACAAAGUAGAAGUAGCGGAGAAGGUCCGUUUCACUGUAUAUUACUCUGUAUUAGUCAAACUUAGAUCAAACAGAAAAUUAAUUAAAAGGAGUAAAAAAGUUUUGAAAGUUCAAAAUAGAACUAUCAUAUUUUUUAUUCUUUGAAUAGGAAAAAUUUCUGUCAAGUUCGAGAAUAGGGUGGGAUCCCGUCCUUAAGAUUCAGAUAUUAAAAUAGUUCCAAACCGGCUUUAAACAUCAUAUUUUUUCUAAACUUAGUAAGUUACUCAUAUUCGUGAAAUAAAUAACAUUAUACUCUUGUUUUAACAUUAUACUCAUACUCAUCAAACUUAGUUCAUAUUAGAAUCAUUUCAGUCUGCAGAGGCAGGAAGCACUCAGAAUCCUCCGGUAUCAGUUACAGUCUUACACAUUUCCUUUUUCCGUUACCUUCCCAAUCGGCCCUUUUUUCAGAGUGCCGGUAAAAUGGCGCUGACGAAGAGAAUGGUUUUGGGCCUUCUGACAUUUGUCGCAAUCGGAAUGAUUAUCGGAGCUCUUGUGCAAUUGGCAUUUAUUUGGAGAUUGGAAGAUUCAUAUGGGACAGAACCCACAUUGAGGGGAUUGCGUGGGAUUCGACGUGGUGUCAAACCUUUGGAAAUAGGAGUUUCAAAGUUGGCUUAUGACAAAGAAGCUGUAAUGCUACGUCUCGGUUAUGUGAAACCUGAAGUACUAAGCUGGUCACCGAGAAUAAUUCUGUUUCAUAACUUUUUAAGUACAGAGGAAUGUGACUAUCUUAGAGGUAUUGCGAAGCCCCGCCUUCAAGUAUCCACAGUGGUGGAUAUAAAAACUGGAAAAGGAAUCAAGAGCAAUGUCAGGACAAGUUCUGGUAUGUUUUUGAAUCAUAAUGAGAGGCUAUACCCUAUGGUACAGGCAAUCGAAAAACGAAUAGCUGUCUAUUCUCAAAUACCAGUUGAAAAUGGGGAGCUCAUUCAAGUUUUAAGGUAUGAAAAGAAUGAGCUGUACAGACCACAUCAUGACUACUUCACUGAUGAAUUUAACAUAAAGAGGGGAGGUCAAAGAGUAGCAACCAUGCUCAUGUAUUUAAGUGACGACGUUGAAGGUGGAGAAACAUACUUUCCAAUGGCUGGUACCAACGAAUGUAGCUGUGGUGGGAAGAUGGUUAAAGGAUUAAGUGUAAAGCCUACUAAAGGAAAUGCUGUGCUGUUCUGGAGCAUGGGGCUCAAUGGAGAAACGGACCCGAGUAGCCUACAUGGAGGGUGUGAGGUUGUGUCGGGAGAGAAGUGGUCUGCCACAAAAUGGAUGAGGCAAAGAACUAUUUCCUGAUUCCACUGGUUUUAUAAGGGCUCUUUUACAUAGUAUUUCCUGGUUUUGGAUGAGAGCGUCUUUUAGGCUUUAGCUAGGGGAAUCCUCUUGAUGCGCUAAUCUUAAAUUUAGCUAAAGGUGACUGAUAAUAGUAUACAGCAUUUGUGUUCAAUAGAAAGGGAUUGACAUGAAAAAAUGUUACUCCAUCCAUAUAUACAUCUUUUCUUCUAUUUUUAUGUAUAUUAACUGCAUACAAGUUUACUCAAAGACUUGUUCUCGGAUCUUUAGCAUAUAAACCUCCAUUAUUUAUACGAUUCUGAUGGACAUUAGUCACCAUACUCUUCAAGAGUUUCUAAGCAGAAACAAUUGUCUAAACUCAUGAUUCUGCAAUGUGUAUUUCAAGAUCACCGA